Messenger RNA from Pseudomyrmex gracilis, 2619 nucleotides. RefSeq lists its product as uncharacterized. The record is from RefSeq and is a predicted model, not a curated record. The transcript is spliced from 5 exons. NCBI's taxonomy places the organism in Eukaryota, Metazoa, Arthropoda, Insecta, Hymenoptera, Formicidae. Gene Ontology annotation, biological process: proteolysis. The coding region runs from base 1 to 2619 and encodes 872 amino acids. Gene Ontology annotation, molecular function: nucleic acid binding; aspartic-type endopeptidase activity; zinc ion binding.
AUGAUACCGACGUUUACCGGGAAAUCAUCCGAGCAACUUCGAGAAUUUUUAAAUGCAUGCGAGUACGCAGAGAGAAUGGUCACCCUUGCGGAAGAACCCGCUCUUUUGCAAACAGUAUUGCGAACCAAGCUGAAAGGGCAAGCAUUGAUAAAUUGUGAGACAAAGGACAUUCGCGAUUUUGGACAGUUAAAAGCAGAAAUAGAAGCUACGUAUUCUGCAAAGAGAAGCACUACACAAUUACAACUAGAGUUUAACACAUUACGACAAAAAAGUAAUGAAAGCGCACAGACUUACGGACAAAGGGUAAAUCAAACGGCCAUGGAAUUGUACGAGUCUAUGGUGGAAGCCAAAGGGCACAUUAUGGAAGAGAAACGUACAAUUAUGAACACUAUUAAAGGGCAAGCGUUGCAACAGUUCCAAAUAAGUUUAAGAAAUGACGUCAGGUUGAUAAUAAGGUCACGCAACUAUGGAACGUUGCAAGAGGCAAUAAAUGCAGCAAGCUCUGAGGAGAAGGUGGCGGUGCCACAAAACAGCCACGGAAGAAAUUUUGCAACAAAGCAAAAGAUGGAAAAAAAUUAUGAGAAAAAUGCGUGCUACAAAUGCGGAAAAAUCGGACACUACGGAAAAGAGUGCCGAUCAAACAGAAUGGCAUUGCCUAAACCAAGCGGUGGAAAAGUAAAUGCUGUAGACAAAACGUGCAGUUAUUCAGAGCUACAAGUAGCCGAGCUAAAUGCUGCGCAAGCAGUUUUGGACUUAGUCACUGUACCGAUGAAAGAAGCGAAGAAAGGUGAAGUAGAAUUGCUUUAUGACACUGGAGCCACAGUGUCAUUGAUUAAGAAGAAAUAUUUAAAAGAGAAAACGCCAGCCGAGAAGACGAGUAUGAAAUUAACAGGCGUUACAGGGCACCAAGCAAGCGUCAUAAGGAAAAUCACAGCAACCAUACAGCUAAAAGACAAAAGAGUUAAGCAUCCUGUUUAUGUUGUGAGAGACGAUUUUCCGGUUAGUUAUCAGGGCAUUUUAGGAAAGUACUUUAUGAAGAAGCACAAUGCCAAGCCGGAUUACAAAGCGGGAAACCUCUCGCUUGGGAAAACUACGUUGCAAUUGCGCCCGUAUAAAAAUGUAAAAUUGCAACCUCGUAGCGAAACAAUUGUGCAAACUAUUACUGAUAGUAAUCAAAUCGGAAUAGUACAAAGGGACGAAACGCAGCCAGGAGUAUUCAUAGGAAGCUGUUUAGUGCAACCGAAAGGAAAUUUUUGCUCCGUGAGUAUAGUAAAUACUACGGAAAAAGCGGUAACAAUAGGCACACCGCGUGGCAAAUUAAAAGCGCUCGAAGAAGAGAGCGAGACAAGUAGUGAAAUAGCAAACGUAAGCAAGAAACCAAAGGGGUCAACACGCCGCGAAAGAGUAAAAGAGGCACUGCAAAUGAAGCAUUUAAAUAAAGAAAAGAAAGAAACAUUGUACGAAGUAUGCGAGGAGUAUCAGGAUAUAUUCCAUCUUGCAGAGGAGCCGUUAUCUAAAACAAGCGCGGUGAAGCAUAAGAUACCUGUAAGAGUUGACACCACUCCGAUAAGCGUUAAGCCGUAUAGGUUGCCGCAGAAGCAUAAGCAAGAGAUACCAAUGGACGAAGAAGACAGAAGUAAGACAGCGUUUUCAACACUGCAUGGUCACUACGAAUAUAACAGAAUGCCUUUUGGAUUAAAAAAUGCGCCGGCGACGUUUCCAAGGUUGAUGAAUUUGGUCCUGAUGGGACUGCGAGGGCACGUGAUCACCAAGAAGGGUAUAUCGCCGGAUCCGUCAAAGAUAAACGCGGUCAAGGGAUUUCCGAUUCCGAAAAGGGCGAAAAAUAUUCAGGCGUUCAAUGGUCUGGCAGGAUAUUAUAGGGAAUUUAUCGACCAAUUCUCAAAAGUAGCAAAGCCGUUGACACGACUGUUGCAGAAAGAAAUAGCGUUCGAGUGGGGGCACGAGCAACAACAAGCGUUCGAAAGUUUAAAAGAAAAGUUAAUUAGUGCUCCAUUGCUCGCUUCUCCGGACUUCGCCAAGGAGUUUAUCGUGACAAACGACGCGUCGGGUUACGUGGUCGGCGCGGUGCUAUCGGAAAGUGCGGUAGGUCAGGAUCGGCCGGUUGCAUACGCGAGCCGAGUACUGAAUAAAGCGGAGCGAAACUACAGUACGACACAGAAGGAGUUACUCGCAAUUGUGUGGGCAGUAAAGCAUUUUAGGCCUUAUUUAUACGAAACGAAGUUCAAGAUUAUCACCGAUCAUAAGGCACUGGUGUGGCUUUUUAACGUAAAGGACCCCGGAUCGCGGCUCGUGCGUAGGCGUUUGAAACUGGAGGAGUAUGAUUACGAGAUCAUGCAUAAGAAAGAGAAGGCAAAUACCAACGCGGACGCGUUGAGCAGAGCUCCCGCGGAAGCAUGCACGUCGGAAACAAACGUGGUACUGGUGCUCGUUGACGUGAAGAGCCAUGAUCCGAAGUGCAAAAGACAGCAGGGCGUCUCAAAUGUAGGUCCUAGAAUUAAUAUAAGCGAUAAUAAUAGUCUAAGAGCUGGCUACAUAGAGAUCGACAUGCCUCGGUGCAUGAAAAAUUUUACCUGGAAAAGGUUCGAUUUUCGUCAGUAA